Molecule: messenger RNA, 4454 nt
Organism: Dreissena polymorpha
Lineage: Eukaryota; Metazoa; Mollusca; Bivalvia; Myida; Dreissenidae
Product: ras GTPase-activating protein-binding protein 2-like
Exons: 12
Coding region: 201-1658 (485 amino acids)
Cellular component (GO): ribonucleoprotein complex; cytosol
Molecular function (GO): mRNA binding
Source: RefSeq, a predicted model, not a curated record
AUACAUUCGCGCAUGCGCGGAAUCCUGAAAAAAGAAUUUUCUGCGCACACGCUCGCUAAAAAGUAAAAAACAGGAGAAAAAACUUAAUUUGAGUGCAUUUUGUUUAUUGAAUAACUGAUUAUCUCAUGCAUAUCUUCUCCUUAUAUUUAGUUUGAUUGAACUAAUCACUUGUUACAUCUGCUCCCUAUAGACGUUACGUCAUGGUCAUGGAAACUCCUAGUCCUCAGUGUGUUGGCCGUGAAUUCGUAAGGCAGUAUUACACUUUGCUGCACGAGGCCCCACUGCAUUUACACAGAUUUUAUAGCCACAAUUCAAGCUUUGUUCAUGGAGGUGUGGAGAAACCUGGAGAGGAACAACCACCUGUUAUUGGACAACCAGAAAUUCACAAGAAGAUAAUGUCCUUGAAUUUCCGUGAUUGUCAUGCGAAAAUUCGUCAGGUGGACAGCCAAGCCACUGUUGGGAAUGCUGUGGUUGUUCAGGUGACUGGAGAGCUGUCAAACAAUGGACAGCCAAUGCGUCGCUUUAUGCAGACCUUCGUACUGGCCCCACAGUCUCCAAAGAAGUAUUAUGUGCACAAUGACAUCUUCCGCUACCAGGAUGAGGUUUUCCAUGAUAAUGACACGGAUAUUGAGAAUAUUGAAGAUGCACUUGAUUCUGAGGGUGAGAUAGUGGAUGGUGGUGCCCAGACUGAGCUUAUCCAGGAUACCCAACAGUUCUAUGACAACCAUGCUCCUCUGAGCAAUGGCACGGGUCUUCUUGAAGAGGAGCAGGUGGAGACACCAUCCAGCCCCAAGUCUGAGCCCGAGGAAGUGGAUGAUGUGAAAGAGGAUGUGGCCCCCUAUGACACUGAGGUCCACAAGGAGGAACCCAAACUGGAAACUGUGCAUCUGGAGGAGGAGCCACAGCACAUCCAUGAGGAGCCUCAAAUGAAGCCAUUCUCAUGGGCUGCGUUGGCCAGUAAGAACACCAACAGUGCAGCCCCUGUGUCUCAAAUGCCUGUUCAGCCUGUAGCUCAGUCAAAGCCUGCGCCAGGCUUCGGGACACGGCAAGAGGUGAAACAGGACACAAGUCCAACUCCGAAGGAACAGAGAGGCCCAAGACCUGGUCGCGAUCGUCCUGAUCGGGGGCGUGAUCGUAUCAGCACAGGCCGUGAGGAUGGGGACAGCACUAUGGACCGGCGUGGUAAUCGCUUCCCGGACAGCCACCAGUUGUUUGUUGGCAACUUGCCACACAAUGUCGGAGAAAAAGACCUGAAGGAAUUCUUUGAAGCAUAUGGUUCAGUUGUUGAAACCCGCAUCAAUCAGAAGGGAACUGGUGGAAAAAUUCCGAACUAUGGUUUUGUUGUCUUUGAAACCAGUGAGCCAGUGGAGAAUAUUCUUAAAAAAACUUCUCAAGGACAGUUUAUCAAGUACAAUGAACAGCGUCUUAACAUAGAGGAAAAGAAGCCUAAAGACGGUCGUCCUAUGGGUCGAGGUCCCCCACCCCGGUCAGGCAGUGCAGGUGGCGGUGGGGGAGGGUUCAGCAGUCGUGGGGGAAGUGCAGGAAGGGGUAUGGGCCCUAGGGGCGGCCCCCCGGGGAUGAGAGAUGGGGGUCGUGGAGGGGGCGGAAUGAGUCGUGGAGGAGGAGGAGGUGGUGGGAUGGGCGGUCCAAGGCGCUGAGGAAGGUUGAAGGGGUGGGUGGGGUAACAUGAAGUCCGUGGGGAUGUUGAUGGUGCUUUGUGUAAAAUGGUAAAGAAAGUAUGCAAUUCUGGGUAUGGUGAGGACAUAUCAUAUAACAAUCGCCGUUUAUUUACAAAGUUGAUUUUUACUAGAAUUCAAGAUGUGCUUUGAGCAGCCGAGUGUUUAUGUGUGAUUGAAUUUCAAUAGAUAAGCAUCCCGGUUUGCCUGUGAUCAGUUACACACAAACAACUAUUUAUCUUAUUUAUUUCUGUUUUUGUACCAACAUGCUUGACCUGUGUGACGAUUACACAGGACUAGGAGUUGCCAUGAUCAUUUUGAACUUUUCAAUCCAAUGCCAGCAUUGGGAGCUUUACUUAUGUGCUAUUACAAAGCUAAUACCUUGUGCAGCAUACAGGUUCAUGAACAUUGUAAAUAAGGUAUGAUCAUUACACAAGCAUUCUUAACUAUCAUUCUUUGAUGUGUUGUCUUGAUUUCAUAUUUCACCAUUCAUCUAUUCAAAAUCAGAAGUGUUUGUUGUUUUGUGUAUGGGCGCGUGUGGCAGAAUUGCAUAUUUUCCACUUAAACAUCGUACAUGUGAUGAAUACAUGUUUUACAAGGCCCGUAAAAAAAAAAUGAUUUUUUUAGAUGUUUUCAAUUCCAUCUUCAGUGUACAACAUAUAACAACAACAUGAUAUUUGUUUACUUUUGAUGUGAUAUGUUAUUAUACUGUUUUAGUUGUUAUUUAACUUACAAUUCUGUAAUAGAUAUAUAUAUGUUACACAAAAAGUAUUGGUCAGAUUUUGAUGGCAUUUUUAUGUAGCAUUUAAGUUUCCUAAACAUGAGACUCAAAAAUUAAAUUUGAAUUUCAUUCAAAAUACUCAUAAAAAAAGUGAUGCCUUGUGCGUUCAUCUGUUUGUUAUUAAAGAAAACAGUUAACAAAACACAGAAACUUCUGACCAUGUUAAAUAGAUAUUGAUAAAAGAUGUUCAAUAUGUCUUGUAAUUUUGUUAGAAAUGGUUUGUAUUUUUUAUUACUUGCAAUUAUUCAUAAUCAAAGUUUUGAAGUUAGUUGUUGAUAUUUGAAUUGUAAACAUCGUCUUUGAAAACAUAAGUUAUUUUGGCAUUUUUGUAUUAUCAUUUUCUUGAGUUGUAAAAUCAUGAAUAAUUUUUUAUUAAAUAACGAAAAUGUGGCAACUGUUGUUUAUUUUAGAAAGCAUAAUUUAUAGGCACUUUGUAUUAUUAUUAUAUAAAUAAAGCACACUUAUACGGCUAUCAAAACGUUUUCAUGUUUUGUAGUAUUUAACUUUAAGUCACUGAAUAAAAAUACAAAAUUCUUUUCAAUGCAUUUUAAAAAUGGUUAAAAGUGAACAAAAUGUUUGCGUUAUUGUGAUAUUUGAGUCUUAGGAAUCAUGGUUGCUGGGAAAUAAAGUGAUAAUUACUAUUUUUUGUUUGGAGUGAAAUGGAGCUUAUGAGAAAGUUCUUUUUUGAAGUUCGCUUGAUGAAAAAUACAUUUACACACAAGAAACAUGAUAUUUAUUUGUACGUGUACAAUUAAACAUUGGAAAUUUGAUGGGAAAUAGUUUGUACAUGUAAAUGUGUUAGAAACACUCAUUAAAAUUUUUAUUUUAAAGUCUAUAAUGGAAAUGAAGUGAGAAAGGUAAAAAAAAUAGAAUAUGUGUGUAUAUUGACAAUAGUCCAUUGUAAAGAAGUUUCUAUGCUUUCAUUGUGUCCGAUGGCUAUUCCCUUACAGCUCAGGGAAAGAGGCUAGUAUGUUGCUCCAGUAAACUCAUAUGUAUAUGUUGUAUGUUCUCUUUUCCUUUAUUUUGUUCACUCAUCAUUUAACCCUUUCAGUGUGGGAACCGGAUUUUGAAGGCCUUUGCAAACAGUUUGGAUCCAGAUGAAACGCCACAGAACGUGACGUCUCAUCAGGAUCCAAACUGUUUGCUAUUCUGAUAGUGUUCUUUGAAACAAAUCGAAGAAAAUGCUAAUUUUAGAAAUUCAGCAGAAGACAUUUUAGCAGACGACAAAUUUCCCAGCAUGCAAAGGGUUAAAUAAAUUUCUUGUAAAAUUGAUUUGUAUGCUCUUCAGACUCCUAUUAUUUGUACAGAAAAUAACAAAAGGUUCUGAAUUUGUAAAAACAAACUACCGUUUUGUGAUUUGUAUACUUAUUAUUUUAAUAGCAGUAUUUUGAAAUGCCGAUAUUGGGUCAAAACAAAUAAGUAAAAUCAAGAUGAAACUGAGUAAAAAGUAAAUGUAUACCUAAAUAGAUUAUGUUGCAUUAUGGCUGAGGACAGUGAAAAAACGUAUGCUGUGUGAGUUUAAUUUAAUAAUCUUCUCUCAUGUUUUACAAAUUGAAAUGGUAUUUUGUGAUAAAAAUUGAAAUGGUAUUUUGUGAUAAAAAUAGACGUUUUGUAUUGCAUAUAAUUAGUGGUGCAGUUUUGUAGUAAGAUCUACAAUAAAUUAAUGGAAUACAGAUAAUGAUACAAUUUCAGGUUUGCUUUCUUUUAAGUUACAAAAAAACAUAAAAAUAACACCUAAUUAACCUAUGCAAUUAUAUUUUAGCUUGAUGUUCUACAGUUUUGAUGCAUGUAUCUAUUUCGACACCUGAGAUGUUCAUUGUGCUUAAGGUUAAAGUAAGACAUGUUUCAUGUUGUUACGGAUGGUAGGUGUUGGUAAGUGGUCUAACCACCAAUUUGGUUUCUAUAAAGUUCUAAAUGUGAUAAAGCUUACACAAGUAUUCAUACUUCCGCAUGUGUAAUGGCAUAGUGUUUAUUUUGAAAUAAAUUUGAAAAUGGUA